Molecule: messenger RNA, 522 nt
Organism: Thermothielavioides terrestris NRRL 8126
Lineage: Eukaryota; Fungi; Ascomycota; Sordariomycetes; Sordariales; Chaetomiaceae
Exons: 2
Biological process (GO): very long-chain fatty acid biosynthetic process; fatty acid elongation; sphingolipid biosynthetic process
Cellular component (GO): endoplasmic reticulum membrane
Molecular function (GO): 3-hydroxyacyl-CoA dehydratase activity
Source: RefSeq, a predicted model, not a curated record
AUGGCCCGAUCAACCGGCUUCGGGCCCAAAAAGGCCUACCUCAUCCUCUACAACGCGGCCUCCGCCAUCGCCUGGACAACCGUCCUCGGCCGGGUGGCCCUGGUGAUAUGGUGGAGGGGCACGCCGUUCGUGCCGCUGGUCGUCGACAACUUUGCGCGCGUCACGCAGACGUUCGCCGUCAUGGAGAUUCUGCAUGCCCUUACGGGUGCCCGGCUGUUCCUGAUGUGGGCCGUCUGCUGGCCGUUCCCGCAGCUCAACAGCAGCGUGUUCUACUCGUCGAUGCUGUGCGCCUGGAGCCUGACCGAGGUGAUGCGGUACUCGUACUUCGCGCUGAAGCAGGUCGAGGCCGUGCCCGGCUGGCUGCACUGGCUGCGCUACAGCGCCUUCCUGGUGCUGUACCCCGUCGGCAUCGGCAGCGAGGUGGCCAUGACGCUGCAGGCGCUGGUCGGGCCGGCGUCCGGCCUCGCGCCGUGGUACCCCUAUGCGCUGCUGGCGGUGCUGUUGUCGUACAUUCCCGGUGAG